This is a messenger RNA of Pelobates fuscus (common spadefoot toad), 4450 nucleotides long. RefSeq names its product oocyte zinc finger protein XlCOF7.1-like. The transcript has 7 exons. Bases 221 to 4390 code for a protein of 1389 amino acids. The record is from RefSeq and is a predicted model, not a curated record. Gene Ontology annotation, molecular function: DNA-binding transcription factor activity, RNA polymerase II-specific; RNA polymerase II cis-regulatory region sequence-specific DNA binding. Gene Ontology annotation, biological process: regulation of transcription by RNA polymerase II. NCBI's taxonomy places the organism in Eukaryota, Metazoa, Chordata, Amphibia, Anura, Pelobatidae.
GUGAGGAGUCUGUACUAUUCUGGUUUAUUUUAUUCCAUGACAAUGACAGAUAUAACAUGCAGUUAUGUCAAUCUGUGGAUCUCGCUGUACCGUGACACUAGCAGGUUUUAUCUGCAAUACCUGUAAUUUACUCUUCUUGCUACAGGUUACCACUUGGUCUGAAUUUAACGUGACUAUUUUAUUUGUCAUUGUAGGUUGGAUUGUUUUUUUAAGCGGAUGAAUGCACAACACUAUGUUUCUCACUGCCUGCAAAGACCAGAGUCCAUUAUUAGAGCAUCUGACCAACUCUAUGAAAAUGGACAAGGAUAAAAAUAUGUCUGAGAGGAUGUUGCACCUGACUUUGGAGAUGAUCUCUCUGCUGACUGGAGAGGACUAUAUCAUUGUGAAGAAGCCUGGUGAAACUAUCCCUCACAACAGCAUUCCUUAUGAGUCAGAGCGAUCCUGCGAUAUCCAGAGUCACAGCUCAGCAUCUCCACCUCACUCACAAGAGAGCAGCCAUGACAUGAAGAUCCUGGAAGCACCCAAAAAGAACAUAAACUUGCUGACUGGAGAGGUUCCUAUAAGGUGUGAGGACAUCGCUGUCUAUUUCUCCAUGGAGGAGUGGGAGUAUUUAGAUUGCCACAAGGAUCUCUACAAGGACGUGAUAACUGAGACUCACCAGCCCCUCAGCUCAAAUGAUGGGUCUGUGGAAAAUAUUAUUCCCAAAGAACAUGGUGCCUCACUUACAUCACCCGAUUGUGUAAAUAAAGAAAAACCUGCCUUCACAGCUAACAAAACAAGAAACGGUCAGAGAACAAGGAAGCCAUGGAAGGCACAAAAAAGACUUGAGAGACGUGUAAGUGAGAAGACUUUAUAUGACAGGGAUGUCAACAACUCUGGCAUUUGUACACCCACAGAACAUGCAAAAACCCAAUACACAUCAACCUCUAUGAUAGAGAAAUCGAAUCUAUGUAAACUAAGAAACACCACAGAGACUGACAUGUCUGCACCUAUAGGACCGAUGCUGGAGGAAAAUAUAACUGUGCAUCUAAUCGAGGAAUCCACCUCCUGUAAAGAAACGAAUACCACCCAAAGUGACAUUGCACCACAGACAGAACAUACAGCUUCCCGUUUUAAGGAGGAAUCCGAUAUAGGUGAAGAUGGAAAUCUCAGAAACCCUGAUAUUUAUUUACCUUCCAGACAAACACAGCCAGAAUAUGCAUCUAUACACAUUAAGGAGGAAUCUGCCUCCUGUGCAGAAGAAAAUCUCACAGACAUUGACCUUUAUAGAUCCACAGAACACACAUCGAUAGAAUACCCAUCUACUCAUAUUAAGACUGAACCAUCCUCAUGGGAAGAAUGGAACUUUACAGAUACUGACAGUUGUAUACCGAUGGGAUAUACACAGACAGACAGUAGGCAUUAUAAUAACGAAGGUGAGAUAUGGAACCAUAGUGAUCAUACAAUGAGUGAGAACUUCACAACAAUGGACUUUAAUCAGAUCUUUGAUAAUACAUCUGAUUGCUACCAAAGCAUACAUACUACAGAGGAAACUAGUAAUGUAGAUCUUGUCCAUCAUUCAUUAGAUCGCCAGGCAAAGAAGCUGACAUGCUCGGAGUGUGGGAAACAAUUUUUAAGUAAAUCAAACUUGGUCAGACAUUAUAUGGUUCAUACAGGAAAGAAACCAUUCACGUGUUCAUAUUGUGGGAAAUGCUUUGCUGAUAAGUGGAAAUUUGAGCGACAUCAAAGGAUCCACACAGGAGAGAGACCUUACUCAUGUCCUGUGUGUGGGAAAGGUUUUACUGAUAAAUCAAGGGUUGUUGUACAUCAGAGGAUCCACACAGGAGAGAAACCAUACUCCUGUUCUGUGUGCGGGAAAUGCUUUUCUGAUAAGUCAGGGGUUAUUAAACAUCAGAGGACUCACACACGAGAAAAAACUUACUCAUGUUCUUCAUGUGGGAAGUGCUUUACCAGUAGGUCACACCUUAUUACACACCUUAGGAUCCACACAAAAGAAAAGCCUUAUGGAUGCUCCAUAUGUGGAAAACGAUUUACUCAGAAAGCUAACCUUUUAACCCAUCACAGGACUCACACUAGUGAGAAGCCAUUCCACUGCUCUGUAUGUGGCAAAUGUUUUGCUCAAAAAUCAACUCUUAUAAAACAUGAGCGAAUUCACCCAAGAGACAAACCAGUUCCAUAUCAGUCGGCCAGGAUCCAGAGCCCCAGUACGGUGCCCCCACCUCACUCACUGAUACAGGAGAAAACUAAUGAGAAGAUACUGGAACUGACCAAUCAGAUCAUCCAGCUGCUGACUGGAGAGGUUCCUAUAAGGUGUGAGGAUGCCAUUGUCUAUUUCUUCAUGGAGGAGUGGGAGUAUCUAGAAGGACACCAGGACAUUUAUACGGACAUGAUGAUGGAGGAUCACAAUACCUUAAGCAGACAAGAUGGAUCCCAGGAAAGGUUUACAGAUGAAGAUUUUCGUCCCCGGGUUAAUUCACCAAAAUGUGUCUUAGAAAACAGAACUAACUUCAAAAAUAACCAGGAAACAAAAUAUGUUGUGAAAAAUAACUCACAGAAUGGACAGAUGAAAUAUGUAAUGAAUAAAGGAGUGGAAUUGGACUCCCAUGAAAAUGUAAAUAUGACAAACACUAAUAUCUAUAUGCAGAUAGAAUAUACAUCUACAUCUGGGGCCGGGAAACUUGAUUCACACAUGGAAGAAAACCUCCUAGCCCCUCAUACUUCUGUAAAGACAGACAAUACAAAGGCUGAAUAUAAAUGUGUUCAUGUUAAAGGGGAAGCUGCUUCCUAUGGAGAAAUUAAUCUCACCGGUGUUUAUACAUCCACGGGAGCUACACAGGCCGAAGACACCUGUCUUAUUAAGGAGGAAUUGACCUCAUUGGAAGAAGGAAAUAUUAUAGACAAUUAUACACCUGAAGAAGAGACAGAAUACACAUUUGAUAUAAAGAAGGAAUCAGACUCAGAGGAUCUCACAGAUACGGACAGCUAUACAACCACAAAACAGGCACAGAUAGAAUAUACAUCUACUGACGGUGCGGAGACUCAAGACUUGUAUGAGGAAGAAAACCUAUCAAAGGUUUAUACAUCCCCAGAAAAUGCACACAUACAAUCUAUAUCUAAUUGUACUAGAAAUAAAUACGUCUUGAGUGACGGCAGUAUUUCGGACAUAAAUAUUUAUACACUCACAGAACAUGAACUGAUAAAAUCUACAUCUUCUCAGGUUAAGGCGGAACCAGUUUCCUGUGAGGGACACCUAACGAUCAGUAAUAUAACCACAUUAAAUACAUCUGCCCAUAUUAAGGAGGAACCAGUUUCAUGUGAAGCAAAUUUUGUCAACAUUAUACCCACACAAUGUACACCUUUUCAGAUUAAAGAGGAACCAGUUUCAUGUGAGGGACAUCUAACGAUCAGUAAUAUAACCACAUUAAAUACAUCUGCCCAUAUUAAGGAAGAACCAGUUUCAUGUGAAGUAUCUUUCACUAAGAUGAAUACAACCAAAGAACCCACAUCGACUCAGAUUAAGGAGGAAAUAUCUUCUUUUAAAGAAUGUAAUCUCAAAGCCAGUGGCAUUCUGGCUCGUGACAAACAUGCAGGAGUCAACAGAUACAACAAAAGUAACAAAAAUGUUUCAAUAACAGAAGAUGAUGAGCAUGGCAACAAUAUCAUUAACUUGGCAGCUUUUGUAAAUGCACAAAAACCACAUAGUUUAUUGAAAAUGUUUAACUGUUCUGCGUGUCAGAAAUGUUUUUCUUGUGUCUCUGAUUUUGUAAAACAUCUGAACAAUCAUAAAUUAAAAAAGCUGCCAUGUACCUAUUGUAAUAAACUGUUCACUUGUAAUUCCAACCUUCUUAGGCAUAUGACAAUCCACACAGGAGAGAAACAGUUUUCAUGCAGUGAAUGUGGAAAACGUUUUGCUCAAAACUCAUGUCUUGUUAGACAUAAAUCUAUUCACACACAAGCAAAGCCAUUUUCGUGUUCCAAAUGUGAUAAAUGUUUUUCCCAACGUUCCCAUCUGGCCGAGCAUGAGCGGAUCCACACAGGAGAGAAGCCAUUUUCAUGUUUUGAAUGUGGAAAAUGUUUCACCAGUAGGUCAACUCUAUUUACACACAGGAGGGUUCAUACAGGAGAGAAACCAUUCUCAUGUUCUGCGUGUGAGAAAUCUUUUUCUAGAAGUUCCAGUCUUGCUGAACAUCAGAGGAUUCAUGCUGGAGAUAAACCUUUUUCCUGUACUGUAUGUGGGAAAUGUUAUUCUCAUAAGUCAGACCUAGUCAUACAUAAUAGGAGUCACACAGGAGAGAAACCAUUCUCGUGUUCUGAAUGUGGAAAAUGUUUCAGCUACCGCUCACAUCUAAAGACACAUCAGAAUAGUCACAGUAAUACAAGUGCAUCAUAAUGUUUUGUAUUUUCAAAGUGUUUUACUGAUAAAUAAAUAACUGACUUUGCUUACUAGAAA